Molecule: messenger RNA, 1041 nt
Organism: Geodia barretti
Lineage: Eukaryota; Metazoa; Porifera; Demospongiae; Tetractinellida; Geodiidae
Source: the annotation of a GenBank genome assembly
AUGCUUGAGGACCUCGUGGACGAGGGCCUGACGAUCGAGGCUAUGGUUCGCCUGAAGCGCCUUCGGAUCGCGGACCAGGCGGAAGCGCUGGUCCGAAUUUCCACUGAAGCACAGACCGCGCUACUUGACGUUCUGCCCUCUGAAGACCUCGGCGCGAUAAUCGAGGAUCUUGAGGUCGAAGAGGCGGUUGCCUUUUGCGAGAGACUGGCAAUCGAUAAGCUCCCUGUCAUCUUUGACGCUGCAAGCCCGCACAUAGCGGCGGAUGUGCUCAGGGCAUUGGAGCCUGCAUCUGCCGAAGAUGUAAUCGCUGAGAUGGAGACCGCCCCGGAUGUCAUUCCUCUGCUGGAGUAUGAGGACGACGCCGCGGGCGGUCUUAUGACGCCUGAGUUCGUUGCGCUGCGCGAGACGAUGACAGUUGAGCAAGCCCUGGACUUUGUGCGCCUGUGGGCCAGAGAGAUUGGGCCUGACCCGGAGUACCUGCAUUACCUGUUCGUGGUGGAUUGGGAAGGCGCGCUAAAGGGCGGGUUGAGUCUGGCGCAGCUUGUGCUUGCAUCGCGCGGCCAGUUUGUAUCGCUGCUGAUGGAUGAGGACAUAAUCUCGGUUGGGGUGGAGACGGACCAGGAAGAGGCGGCGCGCCUGAUGGAGCGGUACGACAUAUUCAACCUGCCGGUGGUGGACGAUGACGGCAGACUGGUCGGUGUGGUGUGGCUGGACGACAUGAUCCGGGUGCUUGAUGAUGAGGCGACCGAGGACAUGUUCCGCAUGAUUGGAUUGGAUCAGGAGGAGAAGGCGCUUGGGCCAUUCUGGAGGUCUGUGCGGAACAGGUUGCCUUGGCUGGUGGUGAACUUAGGGACGGCGGUGCUUGCGGGGUAUGUCAUCACGCUGUUUCAGAGCACGAUGGGGCAGGUGGUGGCGCUUGCGGCGUUUCUGCCUGUGAUAGCGGGGCAGGGCGGAAUUGCCGGGACGCAGACGCUCACGCUGAUAAUUCGUUCGAUAACGCUGGCGAGGUGUCGCCGGCGAAUGCGCGACAACUGCUGCUGA